Messenger RNA from Macrosteles quadrilineatus (aster leafhopper), 3151 nucleotides. RefSeq names its product pachytene checkpoint protein 2 homolog (gene pch2). Gene Ontology annotation, biological process: reciprocal meiotic recombination; meiotic recombination checkpoint signaling. Gene Ontology annotation, molecular function: ATP binding; ATP hydrolysis activity. Lineage: Eukaryota; Metazoa; Arthropoda; Insecta; Hemiptera; Cicadellidae. The record is from RefSeq and is a predicted model, not a curated record. Gene Ontology annotation, cellular component: chromosome; nucleus. The transcript is spliced from 9 exons. Bases 319 to 1617 code for a protein of 432 amino acids.
CGUAUCCGUCCGUAUGUAGUGUAUUUUAAGAGUAAUCUCAAACUCAAACUCAAUCUGUCCUUGAGCGUUUUGAACAUUAUUAUAUUGGACUCGACUACUGGGGCAAGAUGACUGAAGAAACAGAUUUAUUUUGAGCGGGAUAAACAAACUAACUAGCCUAUUUUAUAACAUCACUACUAGUAGUCAGUAGUCACUACUAAUUUAUAGGUUAAACUAGGUUCUUGGCUAGAAAACUACUUGAAGAGUGUAAUUAAUCGCCGGUAUUGUUAACUCACCUACGAAUUCAAAUAACUUAAUUGCAGUGAUUUUAAAUCCAACAUGAUGAAAAUGAAUCCAGUAUUACAUGUAGAAAUUCUUAGAAGAGAAACGAGCAGGCCUACUGUCAGCGUAAAAGAACUGAAAGAAAGUGUUCAAGAAGAAAUUUAUCGUCUUGGCAAAAUAAAACCCGGAACUUGCAUUACACAGUUUUCAGAUAGAAUCCUUGUGGAAAAUGUAGAACAAAUACAGAUUUGUGAUAAAGAUGGCGAGAGUAGUCUUCAUCACGAAAAACUGGCUGAUCUUCAAAACGAGUUCCUGCCCAGAGACGUGUGUUUGAAUUUCCACGUCUAUCGGCUCAACACAGAAGGUGUGCAAUUAGAGAGCAUGGACUCAGGAGACCAGAGUGAGGAAGAUCAACCCGUGGCCAAUCAUUGGAUCUUGCCUUCUUCAGAUUUUCGAGGUCUUUGGGAGAGCCUUGUUUACGAUAAUAAUGUCAAAGAAAAUCUACUCAGCUACAUGGAAACUACCAUGUUAUUCAGUGAUUGUAAGGUGGACACAAACAUCAUCACAUGGAACAGGCUGGUUCUGCUACAUGGACCUCCAGGCACAGGCAAAACUUCCUUGUGUAAGGCUCUGGCUCACAAGCUGUCUAUCAGGAUGGGCCACAGGUACACACACGGACAACUGGUGGAAAUCAAUAGUCACAGUCUAUUCUCCAAGUUCUUCUCUGAAAGUGGCAAGUUGGUUGGAAAGAUGUUUACCAAGAUCAGAGAGCUGAUUGAAGACACCAACGCCCUCGUGUUUGUCCUCAUUGAUGAAGUGGAGAGUUUGACAAGAGCUCGUGAGUCGUCUAUGAGUGGCGCUGAACCUUCAGACAUGAUACGAGCAGUCAACUCUGUUCUCACAGAGAUUGAUCAGAUUCGCAAGUUUCCAAAUGUGAUGAUACUGUCAACAUCAAACAUAACCGGAGCGAUAGACGGAGCGUUCCUCGACCGAGCUGAUAUCAAACAAUAUAUUGGAUUGCCAUCUUAUCAUGCCAUAUUCAAAAUCUAUCUAACAUGCCUCAAAGAGCUUAUUCGGGUAAACCUGAUUGUAUCUUCUUCUCAAUUUGACUCGCUAACAUUUGACAGACUGAGGCUAGAGUCUAAUGGAGAAGACAGCACACACGAAAGUGUUCAACAGUUAUUAGCACUUUCAAGAUUGAGUGAAGGACUGAGCGGCAGAACAUUGCGCAGGAUACCUUUUUUGGCCCACGCUCUGUUCGUCAAGUCCCGAACUGCGAAUCUAGACUCGUUUCUUAGAGCAAUGGAAUCAGCUGUUAUGCAACAAAAAAAUGAAUCGGAAUACAAGCCAAAAUAAUCAAAUUUUAGUCUAAAUAUGUUGAAGAUCUCAUAUGAAGAAACCUACAAGUGAUAGAGGGAUCAAUAUUUUCACACUCCUAUUUAGCUAUUUUAACUUAAUGUGAUAAACUUAUUCAUAUAAAUAUUUUUGUCUGUGUAAGACUAGAGUUAAAAAUAAAAACUAGAGGUAACACACUACAUAAAAAAAAUAGCAUCCGUUAAAAUUUUUCAAAUUGAAUAAAAACAAGUUUUGAUUCAACGAUUCAAGUAAAGAAAAAAUUGGAUUCUAUCAAAUUUUGUGUAAAAUCUGUCUUUAUAUUCAGUAACUCUUCAUAACCAAACACUCCUUGAUUUUGAAAAGCAUAUUACAUUUCAGUUUUGUCUGAUAUGAUUCACCUACAAUAAUUUACCUAAUUAGUAUGCUUAAGGGGAAGAAAAUGUUAAGUUUUUAAAACUUAUUAUACGACCCUCGUUAAAAAUAUUCAGUGUUAUAUUUGCUAUCAAAAUUAAAAUCAUAAUGAUAAAUUUAAAUCCUUCUCUUGUAAUGGUUUUGGUUGCUUAAAUCUUGUUUUUGUAACAUCUACUCUUGUUUCCCUAAAGACAUUAUUUAUGCUGUAGGCUACAGUAAUUUCAAAAAACACUAUCACCCAUACUGUUGCUUGAGAAGUAAUGUUAUAACUUAACAGUCUUUUGAAUCGUCAACUAACAUUGUUGUUCUUUUGCUGUAAAUACUUUUUUCCAAAUUAAUGUAUUACACAAUUUUUUUUUACCACUAAUAAUUAAAAUCAUUCCCCAUCUUAAUAAAGCUUCAUCGCCUCAUAGUUAAGCACAAUAAACAGAUACCUAGUGUUAAAAGUAUGGCGAAGCCAUCAUAUUUCUAAUAAAUAUGUACUAUCUUUGUUUUGGAUAGAGAUAGGGGAUUAUACCACACAACAUGACUGCCCUUUGGAUAAAACUAAUGUUAAAUUAACAUAAAGCUAGGGGUUAGGUACUUAAAAGACAUCCUCAUAAUGAAGUUACUGAUGUAGUAUAGAGCACAAGUGCCUGUGUUAUAAGACUUCAGUCGGGAUAUCAGGCUUGCUUGAACCGCAAAGAGCUGACUGUAAUACUGACCACAAAAACUUUACUAAACAUCUACAUUCAUAAAUAAAUCAAACAGUAAACUACCACUGAACGUAUACCAAGGGAGGUUAUAGUUGGAAAUAAAUGUCUAGAAUUUAAUGGUUCAUUUUAUAUUCUUCUAAAUUGUGUUUAUUGUGUCCAAGAUGCCCUCAUUACCCUUAAGGUAAAGCCUGUUAUCCCAACAAAGACACACAAUGAUGAUUUUUAAAAAACAUUUAUUUUUUAUACUAUUUUGUUGGAUUCUAUAAUAAUGUGACAUUGUUCUAGGCGAUUUUGUGUUAUUGAUUAAGAUCUGGAGUAAAUAGUUGUUUUAAGUUAAACAAUUGUUUUUUGUGUUAAAACUAUUAGUGUAAAUUGUACUUCUUGUAAACUUUUAAAUACAAAAAGAGCUUCCAUGUCAACUAUAAAAGUCGUAUUUUAUCUUCUGCUUU